AAGGAGCCACCACGCGCCCAUGAGCCCCGGGAGCAGCAGCGGCGGUGGGGGGCAGCCGCUCGCCCGGACCCCUCAGCCAUCCAGUCCAAUGGAUCAGAUGGGCAAGAUGAGACCUCAGCCAUAUGGCGGGACUAACCCAUACUCACAACAACAGGGACCUCUGUCAGGACCACAGCAAGGACAUGGGUACCCAGGGCAGCCAUAUGGGUCCCAAACACCACAGCGGUACCCAAUGACCAUGCAAGGUCGGACGCAGAGUGCCAUGGGAGGCCUCUCUUAUGCACAGCAGAUUCCUCCUUAUGGACAACAAGGCCCAAGCGGGUAUGGUCAGCAGGGCCAGACUCCAUAUUACAACCAGCAAAGUCCCCACCCCCAGCAGCAGCAGCCACCUUACUCCCAGCAACCACCAUCCCAGACCCCUCAUGCCCAAUCUUCAUAUCAGCAGCAGCCACAGUCUCAACCACCGCAGCUUCAGUCUUCUCAACCUCCAUAUUCCCAACAGCCAUCCCAGCCUUCACAUCAGCAAUCCCCAACUCCAUACCCUUCUCAGCAGUCUACAACACAGCAGCAUCCCCAGAGCCAGCCCCCUUACUCACAGCCACAGGCACAGUCUCCCUACCAGCAGCAGCAACCUCAGCAGCCAGCAUCCUCGACGCUCUCCCAGCAGGCUGCAUAUCCUCAGCCUCAAUCUCAGCAGUCCCAGCAAACUGCCUAUUCCCAACAGCGCUUCCCUCCACCACAGGUAAGAUCCCCCUGCCUCCUUCUCUGA
Dipodomys ordii (Ord's kangaroo rat) is the source of this 769-nucleotide messenger RNA. RefSeq names its product AT-rich interactive domain-containing protein 1A-like. NCBI's taxonomy places the organism in Eukaryota, Metazoa, Chordata, Mammalia, Rodentia, Heteromyidae. The transcript is spliced from 3 exons. Bases 20 to 769 code for a protein of 249 amino acids. The record is from RefSeq and is a predicted model, not a curated record.